CUGAUAAACAUUAUUCUGACCCUCGUGGCGACCGCCGUGUCGUUUGCGCGCCAUGGCUCGCUCACGAUGACCGCGGCCACCAUCUACGAAGGCAGUUGCAGCCGAACGAAAGCCUGGACGACGGGGCUGCACUUGCUGAUCAACGUCCUCAGCACCGUUGUCCUCGGCGCCAGUAGCUAUUGUAUGCAAUGCCUGACGGCGCCCGCCCGAAAUGAUGUUGACCGCGCCCACGGGGAACGCGUGUGGCUCCAUAUCGGGGUCGCGAGCCUGCGGAAUCUUGCCUGGGCCGAACGAUCCCGUCUCGCCUUGUGGAUGGCGCUCGCCAUCACCUCCCUUCCCAUUCAUCUGAUAUACAACUCCGCCGUGUUUUUUGCCCUGGGCACGAAGGAAUACAAUGUCGUCAUGGCAUCAGCUAACUUUGACUUUGACCGUCCCCCGGCGCAUUACAAUGCCUCGUACGGCGAGUGCUUUGAGCGGAACACGGCUCUGAACAUGUCCGCCUUCUAUGCCGAUCUCCCCAACUUCAAGAACUUGACCCGGAAGGAAUGUGUACAGAAGCAUACGGCGAAUUUCCCGGCCAACCUCGGCACUUUGAUCCUAGUGACCAGCAACCUCACCAUCGCCAACGAAACCUUGCAGUGGGUGGCUGCGGGUAACCCGCCCUCAGACUAUGAGGGCGGCGCCACAUAUAGCUAUGAGUGGAUGUGCAGCCAGUUCGGGGUUAGCUAUUGCACUCCAUCGAACCUACGGGCCGCCGUCGACAGUUGGGCCGUUCCAGGCGGGAUCCCCUGGUCGGGCGCGGUAGUCAAUGCCACGAUCGAUGUUCCCAGUGGCCGGGAGACCAUCAAUGGGAUGGUACCGGAUCUCUAUGACCAGCGGGACUUCGAAUGGCCCGAGCCGUUGUUAGAUGACUUUACCUGGCUUGCGACGGAUCUUCUCGCCUUUCCUUCGGAGUCCUAUCUGCAGCAGUCCCUGGACAAUGCCACCCAAUGGAAGAACAGCACUUGGGCUCGGGCGGUUCGCCUGCAGGUCACCGACGAGGAGGCUUGUUCCCCUGACUUCUACCUCCAGCCCGGAUGGACCGCAGGGGCCGAAGAGUAUCCCGUGGAAUAUUGCCUAAGUCAGGAGGCCCCGGAGCACUGCGAGCUGCAAUACAGUCCGACGAUCUGCCUGGUGGUGAUCACCUGCAACGUCAUCAAGUUCCUGUGUAUGCUGUUGACAGCCCGGAACGAUCGAAAGGACAUCUUCCUGACCGUCGGCGAUGCCAUGGCAUCGUUCUUAACCCAGCCCGAUCCCACCACCGAACAGAUGGGCUUGCUAUCACGAGCGAAUCUGAGUGCCGGUCCACAGCCGUGGCAGUCCCGUCGAGAGCAGUACUGGCGCGUGUCGCUGACGGGGAAGGGAGCCUUGCAAUCCCAAGCGUGGGCCAGACUCCCGCCACGCCAGCGAUGGUACCGGGCGGUGCGACUUGGGCAGUGGAUCACGACCAUCUGCGUUUGUUUGGUCUUGAUCAGCGUGGGAGGUUAUCUCCUGUCGCUCGCGAUCCAAGGGCUGGCGGACGAAGGCCAGUCGUGGAGUCUCCCGGCAUUGUGGAAGCUGGGGUUCGGUUCGCCCACGCCGUAUACCAUCAUCUCGAUGCAACAUACGUCGGUCAUUUCUAUGGCUUUGUUGGCCAAUUGUCCCCAGAUAGUGAUCUCGGCGGGAUAUUUCUUGUACAACAACCUGUUGACCCACAUGUUGCUGGCCGCGGAAUACGACGAUUAUGCGACCCAGCGGAAGCCGCUCCGGGUGUCCUGGCCGGAAGGAUCUCAACGAGGCACCUAUUAUCUGAGCCUCCCGUAUCGCUACAGCGUCCCGCUCCUGAUGGCUUCGAUGCUACUACAUUGGUUGGUGUCGGCCAGUUUGUUCUACGUCGAGAUAAUUCCGUUUGACACGCAGGGGGUUGCAUCGUAUUCCGAUCAGGUGAUUGCCUGUGGGUAUGCGCCCAUUGCCAUUGUGUUUGCCAUUAUCCUGGGAGGUGUGAUGACGGGGACGGUGAUGGGCCUGAGCCGGAGGCAGUACAAAUCCCGAAUGCCAGUUGCGAGUAGUUGCAGUGCGGCGAUCAGCGCGGCAUGCCAUCCCCAAGGGGGGUAUGACCAUGCGCUGAAGCCGAUUAUGUGGGGGGAGAUCCGCAUGCAAUCACAGACGAAGGGGGGUUUCCACGUGGACAUCGACAGCCUGAGCGAUGCUGAAUCAGAUGAUGGGGAUCUAGGUAGGCCCACGCGAGCCCGUGGCGAGCGGCGCGAGGGAGAUUACACGCCGCUGGAAUCGGUUGGCAAGGAUACCUAUGGCCAUUGCAGUUUUACCUCGGAGGAGGUGACAGCCCCAGACCCAUACCGACUGUAUAUGUAGCAGCCCGUGGUAGUGCCGACCGCGGGAUGACUAGCUUUCAAUAAUAAUUGCCUGGGGGCUGUUUUUUCCAGGAUCUGUGAAUGGGUAGCGAUUCGAGUACCGUGCUAGGGGGGAGCAGGGAGCAGCCGACAAACGUGCGACCGGUAUCGUAGAAGCAAUCGUAGGAUAGGUCUGGUUCUAAAGAAGCACACUGUCAGGUCGGUACCAGAUCAAGAGGAGAGAGAUGCAGCUGCUUCCACCUGGACACCGCUACUAUUCGUAUCAUUCCUAUCUCUUCAGCUGCAGGAUCGGCUGGUCGCGUCAUCACCGUGUCGCCGAUCAGCCGAUCGGACGAGCAAUCGACAAGUGUCCAGACUGAAUCCGGUUAGUCAGCUGUAAUCCACCAGGAUAGAAAGUAUGGAUGAAGUAUUUGAUUGUUACACCGGACAAGGGGACAGGGACAGGGACAACGACAGGGACAAGCGAAUUGUCAG
Messenger RNA from Aspergillus sclerotioniger CBS 115572, 2864 nucleotides. RefSeq lists its product as uncharacterized. The coding region runs from base 67 to 2391 and encodes 774 amino acids. NCBI's taxonomy places the organism in Eukaryota, Fungi, Ascomycota, Eurotiomycetes, Eurotiales, Aspergillaceae. The transcript is spliced from 3 exons. The record is from RefSeq and is a predicted model, not a curated record.